Messenger RNA from Salmo salar (Atlantic salmon), 11132 nucleotides. NCBI's taxonomy places the organism in Eukaryota, Metazoa, Chordata, Actinopteri, Salmoniformes, Salmonidae. The record is from RefSeq and is a predicted model, not a curated record.
AGUCUCUCUGUCCCAGCUUUGAUGUACCUGUACUGACCUCGCCUUCUGGAGCAUAGCGGGGUAAACGGGCAGUGGCUCGGGUGGUUGUUGUCCUUGAUGAUCUUUUUGGCCUUCCUGUGACAUCGUGUCCUGGAGGGCAGGUAGUUUGCACCCGGUGAUGAGUUGGGCAGACCGCACCACCCUGCAAAUCCUCCUACUACCUCUCCUGCUACCUCUCCUCAGCUAAAAACAAAUGUUCCCACAAAUUUAGAGAACAUUCCCUUAAGUCUCAUUAGGUGUGGCCCUGUGUGUGUGUGUGUGUGAGACAUGUCGGAUAAGAUGUCCAGUUUCCUACACAUCGGGGACAUCUGCUCCCUGUAUGCAGAGGGCUCCACCAACGGCUUCAUCAGCACUCUGGGGCUAGUAGAUGACCGCUGUGUGGUACAGCCCGACACAGGAGACCUAAACAACCCCCCAAAAAAGUUCAGAGACUGUCUGUUCAGGUUGUGUCCAAUGAAUCGGUACUCUGCUCAGAAACAGUUCUGGAAGGCAGCGAAACCUGGAGGAAACAGCACCACGGACACGGUCCUCCUCAACAAACUCCAUCAUGCAGCGGAUUUGGAAAAGAAGCAAAACGAUUCGGAAAAUAAAAAGUUGCUCGGAACGGUGAUUCAGUAUGGGAACGUCAUUCAGCUCCUCCAUCUGAAGAGUAACAAGUACUUGACUGUGAACAAGCGUCUGCCAGCGCUGCUGGAGAAGAAUGCCAUGAGAGUGAUGCUGGACACGGCCGGGAACGAAGGCUCCUGGUUCUACAUUCAACCCUUCUACAAGUUGCGCUCCAUAGGAGACAGUGUGGUGAUAGGGGACAAAGUGGUCCUGAACCCAGUGAAUGCUGGCCAGCCCCUACAUGCCAGCACCCAUCAGCUAGUGGACAACCCAGGAUGUAACGAGGUGAACUCGGUCAACUGUAACACCAGCUGGAAGAUCGUGCUGUUCAUGAAAUGGAGUGACAAUCAGGAGAUCAUUCUAAAAGGGGGCGAUGUGGUGCGCCUGUUCCAUGCGGAACAGGAGAAGUUCCUCACCUGUGACGACCACCGUAAAAAACAAUAUGUCUUCCUGCGCACCACUGGACGCCAGUCGGCUACCUCGGCAACCAGCAGCAAAGCCUUAUGGGAGGUGGAGGUGGUGCAGCAUGAUCCAUGUCGAGGUGGAGCUGGCUACUGGAACAGUCUGUUCAGGUUCAAACACCUGGCCACUGGACACUACCUGGCUGCAGAGGUGAACCCUGACUAUGAGGAGGAGUGCCUGGAGUCCCGCUCCUCACUGGACUCUGAGCAGGUCGACCUCCGCGCCCGCCUCAGGAACCCCCAGGAGAAGGUCAUGUAUACCCUGGUGUCUGUCCCUGAAGGCAAUGACAUCUCCUCCAUUUUUGAGCUGGACCCUACCACUCUGAGAGGGGGGGACUCCCUGGUGCCCAGGAACUCGUAUGUGAGGCUCAGACACUUGUGCACCAACACAUGGGUCCACAGCACUAACCAUCCCAUCGACAAGGAAGAGGAGAAACCUGUCAUGUUACGUAUCGGCACAUCUGCACUGAAAGAAGACAAAGAGGCGUUUGCCAUCGUACCCGUCUCGCCCGCUGAAGUCAGAGAUCUUGACUUUGCCAAUGAUGCCAGUAAAGUGUUGGCGUCCAUCGCAGGCAAACUGGAGAAGGGCACCAUCACUCAGAACGAGAGGAGGGCGGUGACCAAGCUUCUGGAGGACCUGGUGUUCUUCGUGGUGGACAUCCCCAAUAAUGGCCAAGACGUUUUGGAAAUCAUGGUCAACAAGCCCAACCGAGAGAGACAGAAACUCAUGAGGGAACAGAAUAUCCUCAAACAGAUCUUCAAGCUACUGCAGGCUCCAUUCACAGACAGCGGGGAUGGGCCCAUGCUGCGAUUGGAGGAGCUGGCUGACCAGCGCCACGCCCCUUUCAGGCACAUCUGCCGCCUGUGUUACCGUGUGUUACGCCACUCCCAACAGGACUACCGCAAGAACCAGGAGUAUAUAGCCAAGCAGUUCCGCUUCAUGCAGAAGCAGAUAGGUUAUGAUGUUCUGGCUGAGGACACUAUCACAGCCCUGCUCCACAACAACCGCAAGCUGCUGGAGAAACACAUCACCGCUGCAGAGAUAGACACCUUUGUCAGCCUCGUCAGGAAGAACCGGGAGCCCAGGUUCCUGGACUAUCUGUCAGACCUGUGUGUGUCUAUGAACAAAUCCAUCCCGGUGACACAGGAGCUCAUCUGUAACGCAGUCCUGGACCCCACCAAUGGAGACAUCCUUAUAGAGACCAAACUGGUGCUGUCCAGGUUUGAGAUCGAGGGAGCGUCCAUCGAGGAUAAUUCAGUGGAGUCUGAGGAGGACGAGGAGGAGGUGUGGCUGUUCUGGAAGGACCGCAGUAAGGAGAUCAGAAGUAAGAGCAUCAGAGAGCUGGCCCAAGAUGCCAAGGAGGGCGCCAAGGAGGACCAAGAGGUGGUCAGCUACUACAGGUACCAGCUGAACCUGUUUGCGAGGAUGUGUCUGGACCGUCAGUACCUGGCCAUCAAUAAGAUCUCUGGCCAGAUGGACGUGGAUCUGAUCCUGCGCUGCAUGUCUGACGAGGAUCUGCCUUACGACCUGCGCGCCUCCUUCUGCCGCAUGAUGCUGCACAUGCAUGUGGACCGCGACCCCCAGGAACAGGUCACUCCCGUCAAGUACGCCCGCCUCUGGUCCGAGAUCCCCUCCGAGAUCGCCAUUGACGACUAUGACAAUGACGGGACGUCCAAGGAUGAGAUCAAGGAGUGUUUUGCCCUGACCAUGGAGUUUGUCGAGAACUAUCUUAGAGACGUGGUGUGUCAGAGCUUCCCAUUUGCCGACAAGGAGAAGAACAAACUCACCUUCGAGGUAGUGAAUCUAUCUAGGAACCUCAUUUACUUUGGCUUCUACAACUUCAGUGACCUGCUGAGGCUGACCAAGAUCCUGCUGGCCAUCCUGGACUGUGUCCACGUCAGCACCAUUUUCCCCAUCAACAAGCUGGAGAAGGGAGACGAGACUAAAGGCAGUAACGUGAUGCGCUCCAUCCACGGGGUGGGGGAGCUGAUGACUCAGGUGGUGCUCAGAGGAGGGGGGUUCCUGCCCACCACCCCCAUCAACCCACCCGACGGGGACCAGGUCAAGACCCAGACAGAGCCGGAGAAACAGGACAUCCUGGUCAUGGACACCAAGCUCAAGAUCAUAGAGAUACUACAGUUCAUUCUGAAUGUGCGUCUGGACUACCGGAUCUCCUGUUUGCUGUGUAUCUUUAAAAGGGAGUUUGAUGAGAGCAACUCCCAGUCAGAUCUGUCUAUAGCAGGAACCCAUGAGGGACCAAACAACAUGCCAGGAGCUCUGGACUUUGAGCACAUAGAGGAGCAGGCAGAGGGGAUAUUUGGUGGAAGUGAGGAGAACACCCCGUUAGACCUGGAUGACCAUGGUGGUAGGACCUUCCUGAGGGUCCUUCUCCACCUGACCAUGCAUGAUUACCCUCCCCUGGUGUCCCGAGCCCUCCACCUGCUCUUCAGACAUUUCAGUCAGAGACAGGAGGUUCUACAGGCCUUCAAACAGGUCCAGUUGCUGGUGACCAGUAAGGAUGUAGAGAACUACAAGCAGAUCAAGUCAGACCUGGACCAGCUACGCUCCAUUGUGGAGAAGUCUGAGCUGUGGGUCUACAAGAGACAGGGGCCAGAUGAGGGCAUGGACGCUGGGGAGGGCUCUGCAGAGUCGCAACACAAGAAGGGUGACUCCAACUCGGGUGGCUCAGACAAGCCAAAGAAACCAGAGAGCACCAGGAGCUACAACUACAGAGUGGUGAAGGAGAUUCUGCUGCGUCUCAGCAGGCUAUGUGUUCAGGAGGGUCUGUCAGGCAGGAAGAGUAAGAAGCAGCAGCAGAGACUCCUCAGGAACAUGGGGGCUCACACCGUGGUGCUGGAGUUACUGCAGAUCCCCUACGAGAAGGGGGAGGAUGUGCGUAUGCAGGAGAUCAUGAAGCUGGCCCACCAGUUCCUGCAGAACUUUUGUGCAGGGAACCAGCAGAACCAGGCUCUGCUCCACAAACACAUCAACUUGUUCCUCAAUCCAGGGAUCCUAGAGGCUGUCACCAUGCAGCAUAUCUUCAUGAAUAACUUCCAGCUGUGCAGUGAGAUCAACGAGCGCGUGGUACAGCACUUUGUCCACUGCAUCGAGACGCACGGCCGCAACGUCCAGUACCUCAAGUUCCUGCAGACCAUCGUCAAGGCCGAGAGCAAGUUCAUCAAAAAGUGUCAGGACAUCGUCAUGGCUGAGCUGGUGAACGCUGGCGAGGACGUGCUGGUGUUCUACAACGACCGUGCGUCCUUCCAGACCCUGGUCACGAUGAUGAGGUCUGAGCGAGACCGUAUGGAUCAGAACAGUCCUCUGAUGUACCACAUCCACCUGGUAGAGCUGCUGGCUGUCUGCACUGAGGGAAAGAACGUUUACACUGAGAUCAAAUGUAACUCUCUGCUACCUUUGGACGACAUAGUGAGGGUGGUCACCCACGAGGACUGUAUCCCUGAGGUGAAGAUAGCCUACAUCAACUUCCUGAACCACUGCUAUGUGGACACGGAGGUGGAGAUGAAGGAGAUCUACACCAGCAACCACAUGUGGAAGCUCUUUGAGAACUUCUUGGUGGACAUCUGCAGGGUGUCCAACAACACGAGUGACCGCAAACAUGCCGACACGGUCUUGGAGAGCUAUGUGACCGAGACGGUCAUGAGCAUUGUGACCACCUUCUUCAGCUCACCCUUCUCCGACCAGAGCACCAGCCUGCAGACCAGGCAGCCAGUGUUUGUACAGCAGUUACAGGCAGUGUUCAGAGUGUAUCACUGUAACUGGUUGGUCCCAGUCCAGAAGGGCUCAGUGGAGAGCUGUAUCAAGGUGCUGUCUGACGUGGCUAAAGGGCGAGCCAUAGCCAUCCCAGUGGAUCUGGACAGCCAGGUGAACAACCUGUUUGUGAAGUCCAACAACAUCGUUCAGAAGACAGCCAUGUCCUGGAGAAUGUCUGCCCGUAACGCUGCACGCAGAGACUCCGUACUGACCACCUCCCGAGACUACAGGAACAUCAUCGAGAGACUGCAGGACAUAGUGUCAGCUCUAGAAGACCGCCUGCGUCCGUUGGUCCAGGCUGAGCUGUCUGUCCUAGUGGAUGUACUGCAUCGGCCCGAGCUACUCUUCCCUGAGAACACUGACUCCCGCAGGAAGUGUGAGAGUGGCGGCUUCAUCUGCAAGCUGAUCAAACACACCAAGCAGCUUCUGGAGGAGAAUGAAGAGAGGCUGUGUAUCAAGGUCCUGCAGACCCUCCGAGAGAUGAUGACCAAAGACAGAGGAUAUGGAGAGAAGCUCAGGGCCUUUGAUGAUGAGAUGGAUAUGCCUGAGCAGCUGGAUCUCAACCAGCCACAGAAAAUACUGGAUGACCAGAGGAGGGGUGAGGCGUUGAGGCAGAUUCUGGUGAACCGUUACUAUGGCAACUUCCAUAGGAGUGGUGGGCGGAGGGACAGCCUGACUGCCUUCAGCAACGGAACCCUGGUUCCAGUAGGGCCCAGCAAGAGCCAAUCAGGUCUAGGUGGUCCGGGAGCCCUGAGUCGAGGGGAGAUGAGCCUGGCAGAGGUGCAGUGUCACCUGGACAAGGAGGGCGCCUCUGACCUGGUCAUCGACCUCAUCAUGAACACCACCAGUGACCGUGUCUUCCAGGAGAGCAUCCUAUUGGCCAUCGCCCUGCUGGAGGGUGGGAACACCACCAUCCAACGUUCCUUCUUCUGCCGUCUGACGGAGGACAAGAAGUCUGAGAAGUUUUUCCGGGUGUUCUACGACCGGAUGAAGCUGGCCCAGCUGGAGAUCAAAGCCACUGUGACAGUCAACACCAGCGACCUCGGCAACAGAAAGAGGGACGACGACGCCCCCGACAAGGAAGUGCCCAUCCGCAAGAAAGCCAAAGACUCAACGGUGGUGGUGACAGAGGAAGCGAGAGAGCAGCUGCUGGAGGCCUCGUCGGCCACUAAGAAAGCCUUCAACUCAUACCGCCGUGAGGCUGACCCAGAGGACCACUUCUCGGCGGCCGACGGCACGCCCAGCGCCGGGGACAAGAGCCAGGAGGACGGAGAGAUGAGCUUCAUCAUUGUCAUCAUGCAGCCUAUCCUGCGCUUCCUCCAGCUGCUCUGUGAGAACCACAACCGAGACCUGCAGAACUUUCUGCGGUGUCAAAACAACAAGAACAACUAUAAUCUGGUGUGUGAGACGCUGCAGUUCCUGGACUGUAUCUGUGGCAGCACCACGGGAGGCUUGGGUCUACUGGGUCUCUACAUCAAUGAGAAGAACGUGGCUCUCAUCAACCAGACAGUGGAGAGCCUGACCGAGUACUGCCAAGGACCCUGCCACGAGAACCAGAACUGCAUCGCCACCCAUGAGUCCAAUGGCAUUGACAUCAUCAUCGCCCUGAUCCUGAAUGACAUCAAUCCACUGGGGAAGAAGAGGAUGGACCUGGUGCUUGAACUCAAGAACAAUGCCUCCAAGCUGUUGUUGGCUAUCAUGGAGAGUCGCCAUGACAGUGAGAAUGCUGAGAGAAUCCUGUACAACAUGAGACCUAAGGAGCUGGUGGAGGUGAUCAAGAAGGCCUACCUGCAGGGAGAGGUGGAGUUUGAGGAUCCCGAAGAGGACGACGACAGCGGAGAGGAGGAGGAGCAUGAUGCUGCCUCCCCCAGGAACGUGGGCCACAACAUCUACAUCUUGGCCCACCAGUUGGCACGCCACAACAAGGAGCUGCAAGUGAUGCUGAAACCAGGAGGGACCAACGGAGAGGGAGACGAGGCUCUGGAGUUCUACGCCAAACACACUGCUCAGAUAGAGAUUGUGCGUCAUGACCGCACCAUGGAGGAGAUAGUGUUCCCUGUGCCCAACAUCUGUGAGUUCCUGACCUGUGAGUCCAAACUGAGGGUGUACUACACCACUGAGAGGGACGAGCAGGGCAGCAAGAUCAAUGACUUCUUCCUCAGUGCAGAGGACCUCUUCAAUGAAAUGAACUGGCAGAAGAAACUAAGAGCUCAGCCCGUGUUGUACUGGUGUUCCAGGAACAUGUCAUUCUGGAGUAACAUCUCCUUCAACCUGGCCGUCCUCAUGAACCUCCUGGUGGCCUUCUUCUACCCCCUGGAGGGUUUGCGUGAAGGUACCCUGGAGCCCCACCUGUCUGCCCUGCUGUGGGUGGGCAUGUUGGCAUUGUUGGCCAUCGUGGUGGCCAUGCCCCAGCCCCUGGGGGUCCGAACCCUCAUCAUCGCCACCAUCCUCCGCCUCAUCUUCUCCGUGGGCCUGCAGCCCACCCUGUUCCUGCUGGGAGCAUUCAACGUGUGUAAUAAGACCAUCUUCCUGAUGAGUUUUGUGGGGAACAGAGGGACGUUCACACGGGGCUACAAGGCCAUGAUUCUGGACGUUGAGUUCCUCUACCACCUUAUGUACCUCAUCAUCUGUAGCCUGGGGGUCUUUGUCCAUGUCUUCUUCUACAGCCUACUGCUCUUUGACCUGGUGUACAGGGAGGAGACUCUACUGAACGUGAUAAAGAGUGUGACCCGUAACGGUCGCUCCAUCGUACUGACAGCAGUGCUGGCCCUCAUCCUGGUCUACCUGUUCUCCAUCGUGGGGUACAUCUUCUUCAAGGAUGACUUCAUCCUGGAGGUGGAUCGCAUCCCCAACACCACCCUGGAGAACGGAGCCAGUGUGGCCAAUGAGCUGGUGUCUGCUGGGAUGUGUCAGUCUGAGACUGGAGAGAACAACUGCACCACAGAGCUCCAAGUGGAAGACUUUGUGGAGGACAUGGAGGAUGGCAAGGAGCGUACGUGUGACUCACUGCUCAUGUGUAUUGUCACUGUGCUGAGCCACGGCCUGAGGAGUGGAGGGGGGGUUGGAGACGUCCUGAGAAAGCCCUCCAAAGAGGAGCCUCUCUUUGCGGCCAGGGUGAUUUACGACCUGCUCUUCUUCUUCAUGGUCAUCAUCAUUGUCCUCAACCUCAUCUUCGGAGUCAUCAUCGAUACCUUUGCAGACCUGAGGAGUGAGAAACAGAAGAAGGAAGAGGUCUUGAAGACCACCUGCUUCAUCUGUGGUCUGGAGAGAGACAAGUUUGACAACAAGACGGUGACAUUUGAGGAGCACAUCAAGGAGGAACACAACAUGUGGCACUACCUGUUCUUCAUAGUGCUGGUCAAGGUGAAGGACUCCACAGAGUACACCGGCCCCGAGAGCUACGUCGCAGAGAUGAUCAAGGAGCACAACCUGGACUGGUUCCCGCGGAUGCGUGCAAUGUCGCUGGUGAGCAGUGAUGCGGAGGGCGAGCAGAACGAGAUCAGGAACCUGCAGGAGAAGCUGGAAUCGGCCAUGAGGCUGGUGUGUAACCUGUCUGGACAGCUCACAGAACUCAAGGAGCAGAUGACGGAGCAGAGGAAACAGAAGCAGAGGAUUGGGCUCCUGGGUCACCCCCCUCACAUGAACGUCAACCCCCAACAGCCAGCCUGAGGAGGACCGUUGUGGAAACAACCGCCACCUCCCAGGACCCUAACCCAGGACCACUCACACAAAGGAGAGACCGACCUUCAGUGUCUAAGAACUUAUUUUUCUGACAAUCUAAGAAGGGUACAGGAGUAUGCCAAAGUUUAUAUGUACAGUAGUAGUGUCCCUGACACUACUAUGGGCUUUAUGUGUAUGAAGGGAUUUAUGUGUGAGUGUGUGCAGAAGGCCUUAAAGGGCCAAUCUGCAGUUGAAACAAUAUCAAAGCUGGCACCCCAACUCUGUUUUGGUAAAAAGCUGAGGGAUACAUGCGGUAAAUAGGUCAAUCAAGCUUGACCAAAACAAUAGAAAUGCCACUGAAACGCGUGGGGAAAAGAUCCCAAAUCCCCUCAUUGCCUCAAUCAAAAUUAGCCUACAUUUAAGCUAUUGUUUAUAUGUGUAUUUCACACCUAUGUUUAGGUAAAAAUCUGAGUAUAAUGCUUGUAUGGCUGUCAACCCCAAUACUUGUUUAUGUCAUUGUCUCGAAUCAACUGCAUUACAGUUAAAAAGGACUUUGACUACCACCACUGAUUUAUGUAUGCUAGCUAUGCUACCAGUUUAUACUAAUGGGAGUUAGCAUUUAGCAGUAGCUUCUUCUAAACCUGAAAAGGGACAAUUUCUAAAUGUUAUGAGGCGAAAACAGCCAAAUAUAUCCAAAUGGCACUUUAGUAAGCACAUUGUGGGCCUGUUACAAUACAUAAAUCAUGACGGAUUUGACGAAUAUCCACUUUGCUAGAUCAGAUUUGUUGGAUUUGCGCCAAUCCAGCAUCCUUCUUCUAUCCCCCACCAUCUGCAUUCCAUUGACCUCUUUACUGCAUCUAUGGGCCUGGAGAAAUGUAACCUCUCUUAAAUUCAUAGACAGAGCUAUGGUUUCAAGGACUGACCAUCCAUGAUAUCAAAUGUAUAGUUUUAACCAUGUUUAUUAGGCUAUACAGUGUUUGUUUACAUUUACAUUGUUUACAAACAUUGGAGUAAAACAAGCUGAUAUUUUGGGUUCUGAUGGGGUACGACAGUUGAACUAAGCUCAUGAGGUAUUUAUAAGUCAUAUUCUUCAAAAAUCAAUGGGUUUAUAUCGUUAAUAUAGGAGUCCAAAAAUGGAUGUAGCAACUGCAGAUUUCCCCUUUAAUCAACACUAAGUUAUGAAGUUAGUACACAUUAGGAGAUGGGGUGUAUGCAUGUCGUGUACUGAGUAUGUACUGUGCAUAGUGCACAUGAGUUUGAGUGGGUGGAUGGGAAAUAUAUGGAGUGUGCCAGAGUGCCCUUGAACUUAAGAAGAAGGAACCAGUUAUGUAAGUUUAGGUCGUAAAACGUACUAAAGUGAAUAUGCCUUAGGUUGUCAUACUACCCUUAAUGCCUUGUCCAUCUUCCUCACCACUUGGAAUGGGUGACAACGGUUCUCCUCUCCCAUGGCCUUGAUGUAUUUGGUGAACUUGAAGUCUCAGACAAUUGCACAACAGGGCUCAUGAGAGCACUGGGACACUCGUGUUGAAGGAUGCUUUCCUCUUGUUUUGUAUUUGAAACCUGGUGGGCAAACAAUAAUUAAUAUCUUAUUUUUGUACGAGGUGCAAUAUGAAUACUUUACAAUAUGCAACCACAAAUUUGUUUUAUUUGUACAUAAUGUCUGAGGGAGAUGGAAUUAUUAUUAUUUUUUAUAUAUAAUAAUGGCGGAAUAGAGUUGUGAUCACCUUUACGAUUUUUCUUUUCAAUAUAUUUAGACCAAUGUUGUCCCACAAAUGAGACAAUUAUAUAUGUUUGUCAAAAGACAACUCAACCCAAAAUCCAUUUGCACAGCAUGGGUAUUUUGCUAAAGCCAGGAGUGUUGGCUUUCAAACACUUUAUAUGAGUUUGUGUGCAUAUAUACUAUAUAUGUUUAUAUUUUCUUAUAUUUGGAUUUGAAGGUAUCUGAACAUUCCAGGAAGCUUUAAGAAGGAGGCAUCUGUUUGAGGUCAUGUAUUUGUGAUGUCUUGUCCUCAGGCUCCUGAAGUGUAUUUGCCUGUUUGUACUGUGUGUAUGUCCCCUGUAGAUGGUUCUUGUGAACACUGGUAUGUACUUGAGCACUAUGAGGGGGGUACACUCCCAUAUAGCAGUUGAUGAGGAAAGAAGACGUCACAUAUAGCAGUUGAUGACUCUGAAGACGUCACCACAUGUAAAAGUGUUGGUAUUGCUUAUGUCAUACAUUGGGAGCACACUAAACACCUAAGUGAGAAUGAUUUUUUUUCUCCUUGUUUUGAUAUGUUGGCACUGAAUGACAUUCUGACAGUCUUAUAUUUUCAUCAAUUUCUACUAUCAAUUCAGUGCUGAUUUUUAUGUUAUUAUCGCUAGUUUCUUAAGUCUACUUGUCACUUUUUUUUGUGAAGGGCCUUCCGUGAAGAGAGGUGUCCUGGUUUGAUUGCAGUGUUCAAGUAAAGAAAUCAGAGUACUAAUAUAAAAGAUUUUGAGUGCUGUCUGACCAAAGUCUCAUUUAAGCCUUUAAUACUACUAUAUAAAACAAGCUGUCUAAAAUGUACAUUCCAUUCUUUAAAAGUCUAUUUAAUAAAGAUGUGUGAAAAAAAUCA